CACGUCGCGCGACUAUCAUGGCGUCGCGACGAGCGCUUUCCCACGUUGUUUCCGCUUUUCGCGCGAACAAAGAUCUCGUGCACGCGCGAUAUCAUCAGCCCAGGUCGCAGCUGCCCGCACACCUCGGCUCGUGGGUCCAGCCCGCUCGGCCAAUUUCGUCCAAUAAUUGCCUGGCUGCCAACGCGGCUCAGGCUGUGGGCAAGGCGAGCGAGGAGCAGGCCGAGCACCCUGCCGCCAAGCCCGUCGCCAAGCCCGCCCCCGCGGUUACGGGUUCCACCGCCGCGGAGGCGAGGAUCCGCGGGCACGCCGCCGAGAGCGAGGUCGUAGCCAAGGCGCCCCUCGAGAGUUCGAGGGCCGCGUCCCAGAUGGAGAGGGGGUUCCAGAGUGGGCUCCCACCCUCCCCGUCCGUCGUGGUCAUCGACACGCUCGAAUUACUGCGUGGCUUCGAGCGCGCGGGCUUCAGCGCGCAGCAAGCGGAGGCGAUCACGAGGGCCACCCUGGCGGUGACAAAGUCCUCGGUGGACCCGCUCGCGACCAAGUCCGACCUUGAGAGGCACAUUCUGGGGCAGCUCAGCGAACUGAGAGAGUUCAAGCAGGACAUUGGCUCGCGGCACAGGGAGGCCGCUGCGAACUCGAAGCACAUGGCCGACAUGGUCCUCGCGGAGUGCGAGAAGCUCAGGGCGGAGCUGAGGUACACCCACGAAAAGGUGACGAGCUCGCAGAAGCUGGACCUCAACCUGGAGCGUGGGCGCAUCAGAGACGACCUCACAGCUCAGGACAACAAAAUGGCCGCGGCGGAGGCUCGGCUGGACAGGGAGAUGGCGGCGAUGCGAACCACGAUCGAGGCGGCCAAAAACGACGUCAUCAAAUACGCUGUCGGUACUAUCAUGUCGUUCGGCGCGCUCAGCCUCGGUCUCAUGCGGUUGCUGGGUUGAACCUGACGGCAAACCAGCUACUAGUCUUGUCAUGUACGAAGGUAAAAUCAUUUUCU
Molecule: messenger RNA, 991 nt
Organism: Micromonas commoda
Lineage: Eukaryota; Viridiplantae; Chlorophyta; Mamiellophyceae; Mamiellales; Mamiellaceae
Exons: 1
Coding region: 18-935 (305 amino acids)
Cellular component (GO): mitochondrion
Source: RefSeq, a predicted model, not a curated record